AUGGCCGACAACCCCGAGCCUACUUCGACCUUCGAUCUGCCACCGGCUGAUCCCACGAGCAACCUGACAGAUAUUGCUCGAAUAUUCACCGAAUUCUUGGACGAUGAAACUAGGAAACCGAAUUACAGGAUCCUUGUUCGGAAGAUGGUCGAAAAGGGUGAGCGGCGGCUGAUCGUCAACCUGGAUGAUCUGCGGGAUUACAAUCGAGAGUACUGCGAUCGGUUGUUAAAGUCGCCAAUCGAACACAUGGCUGCCUUUGAGCUUGCUCUGAGCGAAAUGGUUGCCUCCUUGACAUCAGCAGAUCGCCAAACACAGAGGCGAUGUUACGUGGGGUUGAGAGGCUCUUUUGGGGACCACCAUGUGAACCCACGGACGUUGAGAAGUCACAUGAUCGGGAAAAUUGUCUCGCUGGAAGGAAUCGUCACAAGAUGUAGCUUGGUCCGCCCAAAAGUGAUCAAGAGCGUCCACUUUUGUCAAGAAACCAAUCAGUUUUAUGAACGAGAAUAUCGUGAUCAACUCAGUGCUGGCACGGGACCAACGAGCACGGCACUCUAUCCUAAAGAGGAUGCUGACGGCAAUCCGCUCGAAACUGAAUUCGGUCUGUCGACCUAUAUGGAUCACCAAACCGUAGCGAUCCAAGAGAUGCCUGAACGGGCACCAGCAGGACAGCUACCCCGAAGUGUCGAAGUAGUCAUGGACGACGACCUGGUGGACCAUUGCAAACCUGGUGAUCGGGUCCAGCUGGUCGGAAUGUAUCGAAGCUUGGGUGCCAAAGGGGCAGGUGGUGGCAGUGCGACCUUCAAGACGCUUAUUGUGGCCAACAACGUCGUCCUAUUAUCCUCGAAAGCCGGAGGCGGUAUCGCCCAAGUUCAACUCACCGAGCUUGACUUGCGCAACAUCAAAAAGGUCGCCAAACGGCGGGGGGUAAUCAAACUGCUGGCUGAAUCCCUAGCACCUUCGAUCUUUGGCCACGAGCACAUCAAAAAGGCAGUCUUGCUUCUCCUGUUAGGGGGCAUGGAGAAAAACCUUACCAACGGGACUCAUAUCAGGGGUGACAUCAACAUGCUCAUGGUCGGUGACCCAUCAACAGCCAAAUCGCAGAUGCUGCGAUUCGUCCUGAAUACCGCCCCUCUGGCCAUCGCGACUACCGGUCGGGGUUCGUCAGGCGUUGGUUUGACAGCGGCCGUCACGACAGACAAGGAAACAGGCGAAAGACGUUUGGAAGCCGGUGCUAUGGUCCUGGCGGAUAGAGGCGUGGUUUGUAUCGAUGAAUUCGAUAAAAUGUCUGAUGUAGAUCGGGUGGCAAUUCAUGAGGUGAUGGAACAGCAGACCGUUACGAUCGCCAAGGCUGGAAUUCACACCUCACUCAAUGCCCGAUGCUCGGUGAUUGCCGCAGCCAAUCCAAUCUAUGGACAGUAUGAUGUGCACAAGGACCCUCAUCGGAAUAUCGCACUCCCCGAUUCGCUUCUCUCGCGUUUCGAUUUGUUGUUUAUCGUGACAGAUGAUUCUGAUGAGCAUCGGGAUCGGAAGAUAUCCGAACAUGUCUUGCGCAUGCAUCGCUACUUACAACCCGGCGUGGAAGAAGGCACUCCAGCUGUUGAUGUCCUCCAGCAGAACCUGUCGGUGGGCAUUGGAAUCGAUUCUCUCGACCCCGGUGCUGCCAAGGAAACCACUGUAUUCGAAAAAUUCAACCCGCUCCUGCAUGCCGGUGUGACUGGGAAUGAUGAGGAGGGUCAAGGCGACCGUCGUCGCAAGGAAGUGCUGUCGAUAGAGUUUAUCAAGAAAUACAUCCAAUACGCUAAGAACAACUGCAAACCCGCUCUCACUCAAGACGCGGCCAACCUGAUCGUCGAAGUUUAUUCAUCUCUUCGAAAUGAUGACCUACAGUCCAACCAAAAGAGGACGACUCCGCUUACCGCACGUACUCUGGAAACUCUGAUCCGUCUGGCGACUGCGCAUGCCAAAGCGCGACUAUCGCCGACGGUCAGCACAGCGGAUGCGCAUGGCGCGGAAGCGAUUCUACGCUUUGCACUAUUCAAAGAGGUGAUGAAGUCGCGGAAGAGCCAGAGUGGGAACAAGAGGAGGAAGGUGGACAAGCCGAAGAAAGGGGUUGUGGGUUCCGAUGAGGAAGAGAUGGAUGAUGAAGACGAGAGCGAGGAGGAGGCUGAGGCUGCAGACCCAGCCCAGCCGGCCGGUCGCUCGAAGUAUCCGACACGCUCCCGAGGAACCGUGCCUGAGGCGACCGCCUCUGGCUCUCAUUCUCUCAACCAACAAUCAUCUGAGCAGAUGGAAGUAGAUCCUGUGCCUCUUCGACCUACUACGGCCCAAGAAUCACAGAUCACCGAUUCGAACUCCACAAGCUCCGCCGAGCUGAGUGUUGAAAGGAUCAGGGUGUUUAAGCAAAGACUGGGAGAGACGUUUAUGCGCUCGGAGGAUGCGAUGAUCGAGAUUGACGAGUUGCUGGCGCUGGUCAAUGAAGGAAUGGACCGCCGGAUAUUCGACCAGAUCGAGGCUAUCAAGAUCUUGACGAUCAUGCAUGAUGCCAACGAGCUUAUGUAUUCCAGUGGCUCAAUCUUCAAAAUCUAG
Molecule: messenger RNA, 2586 nt
Organism: Puccinia triticina
Lineage: Eukaryota; Fungi; Basidiomycota; Pucciniomycetes; Pucciniales; Pucciniaceae
Exons: 10
Coding region: 1-2586 (861 amino acids)
Biological process (GO): mitotic DNA replication initiation; DNA replication; double-strand break repair via break-induced replication
Cellular component (GO): MCM complex; nucleus
Molecular function (GO): ATP hydrolysis activity; ATP binding; single-stranded DNA helicase activity
Source: RefSeq, a predicted model, not a curated record